Molecule: messenger RNA, 462 nt
Organism: Durusdinium trenchii
Lineage: Eukaryota; Dinophyceae; Suessiales; Symbiodiniaceae
Source: the annotation of a GenBank genome assembly
AUGACAGAUGGAGGGCUUAGCUUUGGUGCUGCCACUGAAGGUUAUGAGGAGGAUCCACAGGCAAAGCUUUGCAAUGAAGUUUGCGUGGAGGUCUUCAGCGUGCUGCAGAAGAUGCGAAACUCUGUGGUCUCAGCUGAGAAGGGCCAAUAUAUCUUUGAAAUAGGUUGGACCUUUUCAGCCAAUGCUACCUUGCAAGAGUGCCUUAGGCGGUCUGGAAUGCCAAACAACGCGACAAACCGUUCCAUCUCCUGUCUAGUUCCAUCUAGUACCUACCAAAAGAUGCAUGGCUGGAUUCCGAUUUGUGUCAGAAGAUGUGGAAAGACUAGAUCACAUGGUUUCCAUGCAAUACUGUACCACUUCGCCAAAAGCAGCAAAGCACAUCACCAUAUCGCGAGUUGGACUUCACCACCUCACAAAUCAUUAAGACAAACACAUCGGCAACAGAUCACCACGCAUUGCUAA